UUGUUGGCUAGACAUCGCGAGUGAAAGACGUGCGUACGGUUGCUGGAAUUUCGUUGAUGGCAUUUUCUUCACGGUGAAUCAAAAAUUUCCAGUGCAUUGAAUGAAAGUGUGAAUAAAUUGCCGAUUAAACGUUAAAUGAGGGAUGUUUGCAAAUAAAACCAAUUUGAAGAAGAAGGAUGUAAACUAAAAAGUAAAAGAGGCAAGUGAAAAAGGUUAAAAGUGUAUUUUUGCGUAGUGAACGGAAAUUGGAAAAGUGUUGGCUGUCAAGGAUUGUGAAUGAUAUUUGAUUGUAACAAAGUGUAAACUGAAAACAGAAAAACGACAUAAAUUUACAUCGGAUGCAAAACAGAAAGUGAAUUGGUUAUCAUUACCAAAAAAAAAAUAAAUAAAUAAAUAAUAAUAAAACUACCAAGAGAAACCUAAGCAAACUAGUGAAGAAAAUAAAAGAAAAUCGUGCAUGGAAAGUAAGAAUAUAUUUUUUCAAAUAUAAAAUAUUAAAAAUAUAAAAAAAAUUGGUUAUAAAAAGUGUACUUUUUUUAUGUAAAAUAAUGAUAAUAUAUAAAAAAGUGUUUGUAUAAAGUCAUUGCAAACAAAAUUUUAAAAAAAUAUUUCAAAAAUAUUUUGGAAAUAAAAUAUAUUUACAAUAGAGCAUCAACUAAAGAGCAAACAAAUCAUAACCAAGCGGAAGUGCACUCAUAUAAAGUUCAACGUAAGUGAGAGUGUGAAUAGUGAAUUGAAAAAAAAGUGCUGAGUGUAAAUUGUGAAUUGGAAAAUGUAUUGAGUUCACACGUUUGUAAUCAUAAAUUCUGAAACUAACAGUGAAAUUAGUCCGAACACAACGCUAGCAUGGAGGACGAACUACGCUGCCCGACAUGCAAACAACUUUUCGCGAAUCCGGUGCUGUUGCCCUGUUUCCACGCCCUCUGCUUGGGCUGUGCACUUGACAUACAGACUACGUACACACCCGCUGCGGCCUUGGCUGCUGCCAACAGUGCCAGUGUUGGCCACGUCUCGAACGGCAAUAUCAACGGCGGCUGCCUAAUACAUUCCCAUCCAUUGCAUGGCGGCACAGCAGCAACUCAUGGUAAUAGCAUAACCACAACAGCUACGGUACACUCGCAUGCUGCAGUAGCGCCACCAUCACAUCCACCAUCGACACGUCACUCAUCGAACAGUUCGGCCGCCAGCACCGCCAGCUCGGCUACAGGUAGCGAAAGUGUUACUUCCGAUCAGGAUCAGGCGGAUAAGGUGAGCAUUCUGAGUGAAGCCGACUCGGGGGUGGUUUGCUGUUCGAACACAUCACGUCCGGUUUCGUACGCCGGCACUGCACAGUUACAAGGUUUGCUGCAGGGUGCUGCUGCUGCGCCACCAGGUGCUGCUUUCUACUUAACUUGUCCGCUCUGUCGGAAGCUGGUGUUCUUUGAUGAGGGUGGUGUGCGUAAUCUACCCGCCUAUCGUACCAUGGAAUCAAUUGUUGAUCGUUUUUGUGCACGCGAGGCGUUACGCUGUCAAAUGUGCGAAACCGAUCCAAAGGUCGCAUCGAUUGUGUGUGAGCAAUGCGAAAUACGCUAUUGCGAUGCAUGUCGCGAGCUAUGCCAUCCAGCACGUGGCCCGCUGGCCAAACAUAAUUUGGUGAAACCGCGUAAUGCAGCAUCGCAACGAGAGUCUGUGUGCGGCGAACACGGCGAUACAUUAUCAAUGUACUGCUUUGUGUGCAAAAUGCCCGCCUGUCCACAGUGUAUCGCCGAAAAGCAACAUCCAGGACAUGAGGUGCAAUCCAUCAGCGUCACUUGCAAGGCACAAAAGACGGAACUCUCACAUAAUUUGCAGCAGUUGUCGGAGAAGGCACGUUCCACCACGGAAUUCAUACAGCGAUUAAAAGGCAUGAGUGACAAAGUGACGGAGUCUUGCAUGGAGUUCGAAAGAUUGGUGACGGCACAAUGCGAAGCCUUAAUACAAGCAAUACACGACCGACGUGAAUAUCUACUCGAGGCUAUACGCAUGGAUAAGGACACGAAAAUCAGAAUAUUAAAGGAUCAGCAAUCAAAUUGCACGGGCAAGUUGCAACAAACCACUGGACUUAUACAAUUCUGCAUUGAGGCGUUGAAAGAGACCGACAGCGCAGCGUUUCUACAAGUCGGCUCCAUGUUGAUUAAUCGCGUGGCCAAUACGGACAUGACCUGGCAUCAGGAGGUGACAAAUGCCGCUCCGCGUGUCUCGCCAAUUGUGGAUCUGACGUUGGACGAUGCUGCCCUGGUGCGCGCCAUUGAUAAUUUGAAUUUUAUGCAGAUGAAAGCUGUCAAAGAUGGAGAAGAGCGAUUACCAGCAGCGCCCUUAGCGCCAACCAUUGUUCCGGAGGAUUGUUCGGCAGAAAAUAAUUCGGUUACCGUGGCGUGGCAAGCACCAGCCCACUCCAUCGUUGAUGGCUAUGUACUGGAGUUGGACGAUGGCAGCGGUGGCGAGUUUCGGGAGGUGUACUGCGGCAAAGAAACAAUUUGCACCGUGGACGGGCUCCACUUCAAUUCCAUGUACAAUGCGCGCGUCAAGGCAUUCAACAAUGCGGGCGAGGGCGAAUAUUCCGAACUCAUUGGAUUGCAAACGGCGGAAGUUGCCUGGUUCACAUUUGAUCCGAUCCUGAGUGGUGGCGCCGGCUCCGGACUGGUUUUUAGCAACAAUAAUGCCACAGUAUCGGUGGAGGGUUGGGAGCACCGGGUGGCUUUGGGUUCGGUUGGAUUCUCGCGCGGCAUCCACUACUGGGAAUUCACCGUUGACAAGUAUACAAUGGAUACGGAUCCAGCGUUCGGUGUGGCGCGCAUCGAUGUCAAUCGCAACAAAAUGCUGGGCAAAGACGAAAAAUCAUUUGCCAUGUACAUUGACGGACAGCGCUCAUGGUUUCAGCAUAAUUCCGUGCACGAGCGACGCGUCGAGGGUGGUAUAACCACUGGUAGCACCAUUGGCGUGCUACUCGAUCUAGAACGACAUACUUUAAGUUUUCUCGUCAAUGAAAUGCCACAAGGUUCCGUGGCAUUCCGCGAUCUCUACGGUGUCUUCUACCCGGCCGUGAGCAUUAAUCGCGGCGUGACACUGACCUUACACACCGCCAUGGAGGCGCCGAAAAUGGACUACUUCUGAGUAAGAUUGAAUAAGAUGCGUUGCAAUCCGAGAGAAUGAACCGAAGUGACCGCAGUGUUGGGAAGUAGGAGAAGUGCAACGCUUAGGCGCGCUUCAGCUGUCUUGUAAAUAUUUCGUAUUUAAGCGCAACUUGAAGAACUAGCAAUGCAUAUACAUACGAGUACAUACCUAGGCGUCUACUUACACGUUUUUAAAUGUAUUUAUAGGUUUAAUUAGCAUAUUAAUUUUUAUGUAAUUCGAUUUGUAAGUAGCAUAAAUGGGUCGCUGACACAUA
Bactrocera dorsalis (oriental fruit fly) is the source of this 3406-nucleotide messenger RNA. It is a transcript of the gene Trim9, whose product is annotated as E3 ubiquitin-protein ligase TRIM9. The record is from RefSeq and is a predicted model, not a curated record. The transcript has 11 exons. The coding region runs from base 847 to 3132 and encodes 761 amino acids. Lineage: Eukaryota; Metazoa; Arthropoda; Insecta; Diptera; Tephritidae. Gene Ontology annotation, molecular function: protein binding; zinc ion binding.